GUGGGCGUGCUCGGUGCUGAGCUACUGCUGGGGGAGGGGACUGGGGUCGAGAAACUGCGGCGGCCGCCGUGGGAGACGUUAGCCGCUGUCUCAGGGAGCUGAGGGGCCUCCCACCUCCCACCCUCGUCCGCCCCGGCGGACGGCGACGAGGGCCGUGUGGCCGCCGCGCGUCUCUGUGCUCGCCCUGUCUCCCGUCCACGGGCGCGCGGCGUCCGCCAUGGAAGCACAUCCGGCUGUCGCCGGGGUCUCCGGGCUACGCGUCCCCGGCUCUCCGGAGCGAUGAGGGGGUAGGGGCGCCCUGCGUCGCGCCUUGCCGCGCGCCCCGCGGGUCCGGGAGCGAAGGAGGGCCCCCUCCACCCCCGCACCGCCCCCGUCCCGCCCCCUGGGGGCGCUGCCGAGGGGGCGCCCGCCGCCCUUGCCGCCCAGCCGCCCCCCGCGCCCGCCGCUGAAGCCCAGCACGCGCCACCGGCCCGCCCGCGCCCGCCGCUCGGCAGCCCGGCGCCGACCGCCGUCCUCCCCCCAAGAUGUGGCACAACAUCGGGCUGACCCUGGUGGUGGUCGUGGCCACGCUGGUGAUCGUGCUGCUGCUGAUGGUGUGCGGUUGGUAUUUCGUAUGGCAUCUUUUUUUAUCAAAAUUCAAGUUUCUGCGGGAACUGGUGGGAGAUACAGGAUCUCAGGAGGGAGAUCAUGAGCCGUCGGGCUCUGAGACGGAAGAAGACACUUCGUCAUCUUCUCACAGGAUCAGAUCUGCUCGGCAAAGAAGGGCACCUGCUGAUGAAGGCCACUGACCCUCGCUCUAGUCCUGUACCAAUGAAGGAUGAAAGGCAGUGGGGAGCCUCUGUCUUUAAUGACCGGGCUAUACAGUUUGGUAAAAGAUGGAAGAACAUUUUUACUUGGAUUUUAAGUCCAAUUAAAAGAAAAAAAGAUUUCUAAUGUUAAGCCAUAUGAAAAUAAAGGGAAUUAAAACCAAAUCAGACCAUUGCAGAUUUCAUCUUAAAGGUAAUCUUUUGCUUUACUAGCUUUCUACCUGCAUACUUACUCUCUGGCUCCCAGUUUAUUACCUUGCACUGGUGUGUCUCUGGUAAACAUUACAUGCUUGAAAAACCGUAUUUUAUCGAUUCUGUAAUGUAUGUUGUGUUUUUGUUUUUGUUUUCACAUUUUACCUUAUCCGAAAUUGGGAUGUAUCUCGUAAUUACUGUGAACCAGGAGAGGGUCAUGAUGUGAUUAUCCCAGCCUGUGUGUGUGUGAACUUGCUAACAGCUAACAGCAUCGUCACGGUAUUGUUCGUACCAAAUGUGUCAGGUUUAAUUGGCAUUUAAAGAUGUCUUCAAAAAGAUUGCACUAUGAUUCAGCAUUGAAACGAAAAGUGAUUGUGUACGCAGAAAAGCAUGGAAACAGAGCCGCGGGGCGUACGUUCGGGACUAGUGAAGCAAAUGUCCGGCGCUGGAGGAAUGACCGCCAUUCCAUAUUUUCUUGUAAAGCGACAACAAAAUGCUUUACGGGACCCAAGAAAGGAAGAUACCCACAAGUAGAUGAAGCCGUACUGUGUUUUGUCAGUGAGAUGCAUGCACAAGGAUUGCCUGUCACGUGCCAAGCAAUGCGAUUGAAGGCAGGAGAAAUGGCCAGAACCCUGGGGGUCGACGAAACAAAGUUCAAAGCGACAAGAGGCUGGUGCGAUCGGUUCCUGCGCCGAGCAGGGUUAUCUUUAAGGCAUCAAACAUCGUUUUGCUCCAGACUUUCUGCUGACAGGAAACAGAAGACGGGGGUGGGGCACUCUUUCAAGAAACGCGGCAUCCCCAGUGCGCUCAGUGACACCAAGAGUGCUUGCUGUUCUGUAGAAGAAUGUGGACGUCGAUGGCUGUGGUCUGAGCAGUGAUUCAGAAGAGUUGGACUCAGAAUAUGAGGUUAUAGUUAUAACCUAACCACUUACUUCACACCUUCUUUAUGCACAAGAUUGAUGUGUUAAAAAUCUGCUUAAAACCAUUUCAAUAAAUAUAAACAUUCUACACACUAUGAGAGCAUCGUGUCAGUUUCAUUGCCUGUUAUUUCUUAGUGAUACAUAUGGUGCAUCUUGCAGUUGAUGGGAUCUUAAAUAAAAAAUAGUUUGUAAAUUUAUUUUUCCUUGUGAGGUAGCAGUUAUUUAUUGGGGCACUUAAUCCUGCCUCUUACAAUGCUGUUAAAAUAGUUAUCCUCUAUGAGAUAGUUGGGUUUUUUGGGAUUUUUUUUUUUUUUUUUGCAACAUAUUCAAGAUUUUAUAGCAGUGACUUAGCCUAAGAAUGGUCUUCUACUUCAGGAGAGCAGGAUUCGAUUCUCCCUUUAUGUGGGAGGGCUUCACACUCAAGGCAUGUGUUGUGGAGAAGGUCCUUCUUCACAGACAAUUCAGUGACGAGACCUCAGAGGUCCUGGGUACCAAGGAAAACAGAAUGGGUGCAAAUGCCCACUUCACUGGAAAAGAACUUGCCAGGUACCCGUGUUUGUCUUCACUAAAACUUGGACUGAAUGUUCACCAGGGAAGAGAGAGAUGGAUUCAACAACCCUUCCUGUUCAGUGUUACCACUCUGCUCAAGAGUGGAUUGCAAAGCCAAUUUCUUUUAUGAAUCCAAGUUCCUUUUUGUGUGUGUGUUUACCCUUUUUUCCCUUAAGAACUAGCCAUCACAGGACAUUACCUCUAUGUUAUGAUGGUGUAUGAUACCUCAUACUCCAUGCUGAUGGUUUUGUCAACAGACCACUUGCACUCCUGAGGUAUGCCUCUGCCGUCACUAGUCCUUUGGUCUUACACUGAAAGGGAAUUUAUAGAGCAUGCACUUAAUUUUAAACAUUUGCUGGGGAAAGAUCCCCAGCUGCCCAGAGUGGGGCAUAAUCUUUCUGUCAUUUCCUUACUGGAUGCAUUUUUCUCUUAUUCUGUGACUAUAGGGAUUAAUAGAACAGUGACCCAAGUUUCAGGCAUGCAUUUUAGUGCUUCAUACCACCUGGAUAUCAAAUUUAAAAUGGUCCUCAGAAAAAUGAAUGCCUAAAAUCUUCUUGGUAUAGGAGGCUAUUUAAUGAGAUCUUUCAUAGUCUAAAACUUGGAGCUGUGGAUUCUGCUUUAUAGGGGAUACCUUGGAUUUAGGUGAUAAUAGUGGUUGAAAAACCUUAAAUAACAAGUGAGCUUCUGUACUAUUUCAGUAUUAAGGAAUGAUGGUUUCUCUAACCCCACAUAACCUGCAAGGGUCAUCAUAAUACUACAGAUGAAUCCACGGCGGGGGGGGCGGUGUAUGUGUUGGUAUUAUUUAUUAACAUUUAUGUUUCAAGGAUAUCUUUUUUAGUAGAAUUUAAGGAAGGAAAUGUCCUGUUUAACUUGUUUGGAAAAUAUAUCCAAAAGCAUGUUAAUCUCUAACACCCCACCAUGUUUUAAUUUCUCCUCAGAGAGUCAAAAGAAAACACUGGUGCCAAUAUGAAAAUUCUAUAAAUGAACUUCUUCUAAAACAUGUAGUGUUCUCUUGGACUCCCUGCCACCCCCCCCCCCCCCAGUAACACUCAACAUAGUACAUAUUCCUAUGGCCACUGAGAAAGGCAAGAGGAAUAGUAACACAAUUAUCUGUGUGGUACAGUGUUUUGUUCCUUUUCCUAGUUUAGUGCUUUUGUAACUGCUCUCAGCCAGGACUUUCCAAGUACCUUCGCAGUUUCUCAGUGAGAGACAGACUGGCCUGGGGUUAAUUUUGCAGUUUGGAAAGAUGCUGAGCAUUAAGAGCACAUACAAGUAUCUGUCUUGUCAGAAUGCUCACUAACGGUGAUGGCCAUCAUCUGUGCCAUCUUUUGAGGAUAAAUUCUAAAAUCCAGGACUUUCAGCAGUGUUGUUUCAUGUUCUUAACCAAUUUCCCGCAUCUCUGUCUCUGAAACUUUUGUAAAAAUUGCCUGUAUUAAACAUACUGGUUUGCAUCGCUCUGAUUUAAACGCCAAAAAACCCUGCUAAAUAUUAAUGUGGCACUGUUCAGUGAGGUUUUUAAUAUAUAGGUUAAGCUAAAAAUAGAAUUCAUCCCAUGGAUUUUGUAAUGUUGUUUUCAUGGUGGAAACAUUAAAUAAGUUGUUUUGGUGAAUAGCUAAUUCACAUAUGUGCUGACCCAUUUCUUUAGAUGAUACUAGGUUUAAAAACCACUUCUAACUCUUACUUUGCGGAAAGGAGGGAAUAUAUUUGCCGAGAGGUGGGUGAACGAUAUUCAUGGUUUCACAAGAAGUUAUUUUAAACAAAAUGUGUCAAAAGAUUUGAAAGUAGUACAUUUUUAUUGUUAGGAGCAACCUAUUUUGACAUUAUUUUAAGGCAACAGUGCAGUAUUUUUUAAAGUCUGUCUUUCUUACGAGGUAUGUUUUAAUGUAACAUGUAGCCUGUGUAACUUUAGAUUUUUGACCAGUAAACUUAAAGUGCUUUUAUAUUUAAAGUCGACUUUAAAAAGGUAAGGUUAUAGACUUUCAAGCAACUAAUGGAAUAGUAUUUUGUUAUGGAGUCUAGAAUUAAAGCGACAUGUAUGGUUGGCUUUUAAAGUAUCCGCUAUAGCUUUUAAAGCAUAAAGAAUGCCAUUUUAUCUUACUAAGUUACAUUUUCCAUUUGUUAAUGUGUGCUGCCUAUCUUAUGACUGGUGUUCGAUGUUACACUCCAAGUUAUUAUGACCGUGUUUGAUGUUACACUCCCAAGUUAAUUCUGCACUUAACCAUUCACCAAAUACUGCUGCUGUGGUUUCUUACUGGAAACAUUCUGUGCUGUGCUAUGAUGCAUUGUCAUUCAGCUGCUUGACAAAUAGGUUUAUAAGGAAUUAGAAUUGUGUGCGUUAAUAGUAGCUUUAUAUAAAAAAAUGUAAAUUCAGAGUUAAGCAAUGUGUGUAAAUGAUCAUUCACUGUUUUUGUUUUGGAACUGGUCAGAACUAUACCUAAGCUUCUGUGGUUUGUUUGAUGUUUUUAACUUUCACUUUAAACUGCACAGAAUAAAUUAAAAUGAAAACAGAA
Mustela erminea (ermine) is the source of this 4977-nucleotide messenger RNA. RefSeq names its product small integral membrane protein 13 (gene SMIM13). The transcript is spliced from 2 exons. NCBI's taxonomy places the organism in Eukaryota, Metazoa, Chordata, Mammalia, Carnivora, Mustelidae. The record is from RefSeq and is a predicted model, not a curated record. Bases 525 to 788 code for a protein of 87 amino acids.